GCAAGCCCUGACUUUGGCUCAACUAUCUGCGUGCACUAACGGGCUGCACAUAUGGGAUACGAAUGCGGUUCCUGAUGAGCUCCAACUCUUUGUCUCUGGGAGGAGGAGGAAGAGGCUGUGCCCUGAGCUGGAGGAUCUGCCGUACACCCUCUGAGACCCUCACCCCUCAGUGGGCUCUUGGAGAAUGCUUGCCUGCUUGGCCAGGGGGAAUUUACUGGAUAUUCUGCAGGAGGGCUUCACAGAGCAACAGCUACAGGCAUAUGUGGCCUGGGUAAAUUCCCAGCUGAAGAAGAAGCCAACAAUAAAGCCAGUCCAAGACCUGAGACAAGAUCUCAGAGAUGGAGUCAUCCUUGCCUCACUUAUUGAGAUUGUAGCUGGUGAGAAGCUAAAUGGUGUUCAGGUCAACCCUACCAGUCAGCAGGAGAUGAGGGAAAAUGUGGAGCAAGUCUUACAGUUCGUGGCGUCAAAAAAGAUUCGUAUGCAUCAGACAUCAGCAAAAGAUAUUGUCGACGGUAACUUAAAAUCUAUCAUGAGGCUGAUCCUCGCCUUAGCUGCUCAUUUCAAACCAGGCUCCGGAAGAGCUGUGAAUCACAGCCCUGCUGGCACGACGGGGAAGAGCUCAGCAGCAUCGUUUUCCAGUCACAGGCCCCGCUCAGCUGCUGCAGUGGCCCAGGGGGCGGUGGCUGCUCUGGCAGAUGUUCGCCAAGACGUACUGCAGUCUGGCCGGGAUGUCUUCCGGCACAGACAGAGAAACAGCAGCAUGGAUGAGGAGAUUGAAACCCCCUACUGGAGUGUUCGAGCACUGGUGCAGCAGUAUGAAGGGCAGCAUAACAUCCCCUUGGAGCCCCAGACCUCCAGUCUCACAUCACCCAGUCCUGUCCAUAGCACGAAGAGCGAAUCCACUGUAACCCAGUCAGAGGAGAAAGCAGGAUUUGUGAUUAUCCACACUGAGGAAGCAGAAACUAAAACAGAAGAGAUAGAAUCUCACUUCCAACCUGAAUGGCAAGCAGGGAACCUAGGGUCAUGUUUGGAGAAUUCAUGGGAGGAGCAGCUAUUGGAACAACAGGAUCAUUUGGAAAAGGAAAUGGAGGAAGCAAAGAAGAUGAUUUCAGGUUUGCAGGCUUUACUGCUCAAUGGCUCUUUACCUGAGGAUGAGCAGGAAGGGUCCUUUAAACUUUGUGAACAUGGAGCCUGCCCAGAAGAGCAGCUGAUCAUAAUCCGAAGUCGUCUGGACCAGAGUGUGGAAGAAAAUCAAGACCUAAAGAAGGAGCUGUUGAAAUACAAACAAGAAGCUCGAAACUUACAGGGGAUAAAGGAUGCUCUACAGCAGAGGCUGACUCAACAGGAUGCUUCAGUUCUUCAGCUAAAGCAGGAACUGCUGAGAGCAAACAUGGACAGGGAAGAGUUGCACAAUCAGAAUGUUGAUCUUCAGAGGAAGGUAGAAGAAAGAAACAGGCUGCUGGCAGAAUACAAAAAGGAACUGGGCCAGAAGGACCGACAUUUACAGCAGCAUCAAACCAAACUGGAUGAAAUGCUUAGGCAACUUUCUGAGGCCAGUUACCAGCAGGUGUGGAGCCAGGUGGAUUUGGAGCGGGAGCUGGAACACAAAGAGGCUCUGCUAGCUCACUGCAUGAAGAGAGAAGCUGAAGAGGUGAUGGCAUAUAGCAGUCACAAUGCUCAGAGCAAUGGCUUCCUCCAGACAGCAGGAAAAGGAGCUGCUCCCACAGCCCACCGAGGGACAAAUGACUUGCAGCUCAUUCGUGAUGCACUUCGUAGCCUGAGGAACAGUUUCAGUGGCCACGAUCCACAGCACCACACUAUUGACAGCCUGGAGCAGGGCAUAUCGAGUCUGAUGGAACGGUUACACCGCAUGGAGACACAGAAGAGGCAAGAGAGAAGGAUCCGGGGGAAGUCGCCGGCAAGCAGAGCAACAAAUGAGUGUAGAGACUCCUGGCCUCCAAACUCCAAAAUGCCUCAUUCUCACAGCACACCUGUGAUGAGUACCAGUGCCUGCACCAAAGUGUUGUACUUCACUGACCGCUCCCUCACACCUUUCAUGGUCAACAUACCAAAGAGGCUAGGGGAAGUGACUCUGAAGGAUUUUAAGGUAGCUAUUGAUCGUGAAGGAACCCACCGGUACCACUUCAAAGCCCUGGAUCCGGAGUUUGGCACAGUCAAAGAGGAGGUAUUCCAUGAUGAUGACAUCAUUCCUGGAUGGGAGGGGAAAAUUGUGGCCUGGGUGGAAGAAGACCAUGGGGAGAAUUAAUCAAGCUUUUAGGUCUUGUCACUAUGGAAACCUGUGACUGGCUGCUGAGCUCAGAGAGUGACCAAAAAGCAUGUGUGCUGGAAGGAGUCCAACGCAAGCUACCAAGAGAAAGGGCUUCUCUGCAAACAGCGGGUAAUGCACGUUGUGUGCAUGGACGGCUGGCAUGGACACCUGGCUUUCUGUGGCCAAAUACAGACAGCGUUGUGGGACUGAAACAGCUAUCUGUGGGAAAGAAACACCUUACUUUUUCCUGUCAACUAAACCCUAACGGCCUUAAUGAUGCAUUUUUCCUUUCCCUUGCUUCUCAAUUCCUGCUGUAUGUGCUGCAGUCUGUGAGCUGGGCAUCUCAACUCUGGUUUGUUGUACACAGUACUGCAUAAAUCUACUCUGAUGGCAAAAAUGUGAAGCUUUGCCUUUGUGAGUCUGAAGAAACAGCUAGAUUGUGCAAGCAGAAGGUUUGACCAGCUUUGGUCUUGACCUUGCAUGUGUUGCAGGAGCAGAGUGAACUUUGUGGACAGUCAGACUGAGCAGACCUGGGGAAGAAAGACAGUCUUCUGGAGGUUUUAUGCAUGAUCUGAAGCAAAGAUCACCAGCUUGGCAAAGCUCCCUUUCUGCCAAAUUCAGGCUUCUGGUUCCUAGCCUUGCUUCUCCCAUUUGUCCUCCAAAGAUGUACUUCCGAGGCCCUCUGGAUUUGUUUUGUUGCCAUGGGGACUGUGGGAUCUUGGUACUUAACUUUUCUGGUGAAAGUUUUCGUUUUUGGAUCAGCUGCUUCCCCAAGGUACUCUUAGCCCCUCCCCCCUCCUUGUUAAACCCCUCUCUGCACUCCUGCUGCCUCCUCUGUUAUCAUAGCAACUGAUUGUCACCUCCUGUGCACAGGCAUCACUAUGCUACUGUCUGCUGGUUGCUAGAGCCACCAAACAUCAAUACUCUUAUAAUAAGUCCUGUCAGUAGCACCAUUUCCUUGCUAUGCCUAUUGCUGGGCUUUCUGGAGGAGCAAGGAAUUGAACAGUUGAUUGAGAGGGUCUGAGCCCUGAGAUCCCUGAGGCUCUGUGGGGUUUGUUUUGCUUUUUGUUCAUUCUGUUUUUCCCCUGCUUUGCCUGCCUCUGUCCUCCUGCUGCCUGUCAGCUGUACUUGCACAGCACUGGCUCUGGUCUGCAGCAGACACUGUUGAUUUAAAAGUUCAAAAGGCAAGUCAAGGCUCUGCUCAUUCUCAGUCCAUGUGGCCCUUUCAUGGGCUGCCCGCAUGUCUGUACUGUGCAUGAGGCUAGGAGGGGGUGAACCUGGUUUUACUGUUUUAUAUUAACGUGUCCUUUUGUAAAUAUGUUACUGUUCGGAAUUAUUUUGUACCAGUUUACAUUGUCUGAGGACUGUGGAUAUUUUUAUACCAGUGCAAGUGCUUUCUGUAUAUUUCUGCACGCAUUAUACGGUGUUUUACUCUCUA
This is a messenger RNA of Centrocercus urophasianus (Greater sage-grouse), 3707 nucleotides long. It is a transcript of the gene DIXDC1, whose product is annotated as DIX domain containing 1. Gene Ontology annotation, cellular component: cytosol. Gene Ontology annotation, molecular function: protein binding. Lineage: Eukaryota; Metazoa; Chordata; Aves; Galliformes; Phasianidae. The record is from RefSeq and is a predicted model, not a curated record. Bases 185 to 2266 code for a protein of 693 amino acids. The transcript is spliced from 20 exons. Gene Ontology annotation, biological process: canonical Wnt signaling pathway.